CUCCAGGCUUCAUAUACACCCCAGAGAGAGCAAAGAAAGUAUUCCCGCUGUUGAACAUGGAUACCCCUCUAACACUGCGACGAGGCAGGAGACAGUCUGAACCAAGCAAGCAGAUCCAGGCAGUGAUUGAUCAGAGUGGAACACAGCUGAAGUAUACGGGCAGUGAUGACGAUCUACUCUCCAACAUGGAGACACUGAGUUUACUGGGCAGUGCCACUACACUGGCAUCCAGCGUGGUGGAGCUGGAGGUCGGCGCGGAAGCCAAGUCUGGAGAGUCGGGUUCACCAGAAACGCCUCAUCGCCCAUCCAGAGAUGAGGCCUCCCUAGAGCGAAUAGUCCAGAGUGCUACGGAGAAGCAGGAGGAUGCUGAACAGUACGAAGAAGGCCCGGAAUUUUGCGGCAUCGGCAACAUCGAUUUGGAGAUGGAACAGAUAUUUGCGAACAUGGAGCUGUUGCAGAAGAAAACGUCGGAAGGUCUGGGCGCCAUUGUAGAGGAGCCCUCGUUUCAACUCCGAACGGUAAACGGGGAUGACUCUCUGCUGGAUGUUUAUGAAGAUGCAGAUGUCGAAGUGUCCGAGAUUUCGCUGCUAGACAUGGCCUACGUCAAUGGAACAGAGGGAUGUGAAACCUACAACAGUGAGUCCUCCGAAGACAAUGACCUUCAGAGACAAAGAAGGAAUGUGAACAAUUUGGAAUCACUGGGCGAGAUGGACCAAGUUGGCCGGGACUCUCAAGAUGUUGGCUCAUUUGCCAAUGGAAGGUUGACCUGUGAGGGUCAGAGGUCACUACUGGACCAUGAAGACCACCACAGUUCCCACCAUGACAGUGAGGAGACCCUACCAGGGAGGGAGGACGGUUUUAAAGUUAAUGGCUGUCCCGUAGCGAUGAGGUCAGAAAGUCCUGUCCAGGAGGAGUUUGGGGAGGAAGCCCCCAGUAAUGGCCACGCCGAUCGGUUGGCCAAACCAAACGCAGCCAAGAAGGACUCAGUCCAGAUGGAAAAUGACCGGCUGCUAAUUGAGAAGAUCAAGAACUAUUACGAGUCGGCAGAGAUGGCCAACGACCAAUCCCACCUCCAACGAAGAGAGAGCAUCUCCUUCAUACCGACUGGCGUGGUGAGGGACUCUGUCCUGUGGUUCAAUUACAAGACGGCGCACGAGAGCAUUCAAGAGGCGCCAAGCGAGAAGGUUCCUGGCAGCGAUCGCCCGUCGGUCAGUGCACCAGGCGCGGGUUCAGAGCCCCGCUCCCAAUCGAGGGAUGGUCAGCUCCAGCUGGGCUCUGUCCGAGUGCUCCCGGAGCCCCCUGAUGGCACUGACCCGCCGCUGAGCCAACGGCCCACAGAGGCCGAACCGGAGCCGGAGUUCAAAUCCUCAGCCGAAAUUCUCAAGGUUUGGCGAGAAAUGGAGAAAGCAGCUCAUUUCUGCCACAAACAUGAGUCUUGGAAUGGCUGUGGUAAAGCACUGGAUAAGAACAAGGGCCCACCCAGCUCCCGGCAGCCGGGCUACAGCGAGCCUCUGCUAAUCCUGGAGGACUCUGACCUCAGCCCCUCCACGGAAUUCCCCGGAGCGUCAGCCGACGAGGUGAAGCAGGACCCAACGGACAGGAAGCCUGGGCUGAAAGUCGGCCUGGGAGGCAAGACCGGUCCAAGCGACAAUGUGACCUACGGACCUUGGUGUGUCGGCCAAGGCACGCCGCUCUGUGGAGAUAUCGAUGGCUGCCUCUUCCAGAACUCCGAGAAAAUCAUGAACAAGGUCCAGUUGCUGGCCAAAAUGUACAGCCAGCGAAUCAGCAGGAAGAAAGCAGCCAUGCCGAGGAGGAUCUGGGAACUCGAGCCCGAGGCGAGAGCAGAGUACAAGCAGUGGAAAAGGAGACCGGCACUGAAACUGACCAGGGCCCGCGAGGUCUAUCAAGAGAUGGAAAGUGACGAUGAAGUUGUGGCACUACAGCAGUCAGCUCCAUACGCACAUCUGGUCAUUCAAGAUCCAAUCCCUAUCCUCUAUGCCCAGGAAAACAUUGUCCAGCUCUCUAUUUCCAAAGCCAAGUCUGAAACCUCCAACCUCCAGCUUCACGGUACCAGAGAAAGUUCAUUGUCAAGGCAAGGGACCAAGUCAACGUUGCAAGCCAUCACCUCACAGGACAGCUCCUCUCCCACGAGCCCUCAGUCCCCCAAGGUUACCUCUCCCGAGUCACUGCCUCUCAGGUUGAGCGCUGAGCUUCCUUCUUUCGUUCAGUUUAGCUCGAGACCCCAUGGCUCCUCAUCACCAAACCUGCCAGCGUCUGGAGGUGGCCCCUCGUUGACUACAGGUUUCGGAGCACAGUCACCUACCUCAGAAAGUCUGGGGCACGUUCCACACAGUCCCCUCCCGGCACGUGCAACCAGGCCUGGUCCUCCCCCAUCCCAGACAGGCCCCAGAGCAUCCUCCCCCACCUCCGGUCGUUCCAGCCCAGUGUCACAAGGUUCAAAGGAGCACAUUCCAUCUCUGUCCCGGGUCAGAUACGGGAAGCAGAUUCCGGUCUCGGAUUGGUUGGAUGUAGCGCUGGACAGAUCACCGCCAACAGGCACCCGGCCAACGAAAACGCAAGCCCCUCCAUCACAGACUCCCGGUGACCCUCGGCCUCCGUCUGCUCUGCCCUGUAACCCCCACGAGCUGAUCUCCAACCCCAGGCUUGUGGGCGGUGUCGCCGACGCGGAGAACACGCUCCAGGGGGGCUGUGCGGCAAAGGCGGGUUCAGCGGAGAGCCCGACUGGUCUGUUGGGUGGAGUCUCAGUGGCUCGGUCGCUGUCCUGUCCGGCCUGCGGUGCGCCACACGAGGCUGUUCUGCCCAAACCUGGCGUCUCGCUGGCGUGCGCCGUAUCUGAGUUCUGCUGCUCGCUGCCACCAUGGGUCAGCCUGCGGGGCAGGUCCCCGUCCCCCUCUGCCAUCAGGCAGCUCGAGCAGUCCUCAAAACCCCCCCGGGGUGCUGCGCCUCUGGCCCGCCCCACCCACACGGCCCAGCCGUCUCCCUCCCUGGGUCCUGAGGCCAAGUCGCCUUGCUCCCUCCAGGUGCGGGCGGCCCCCCCGCCUUGCCUCACGCACUCUCGGGGGCCAGUGUGCCCCCCCAGCUCUGACAGGCGGGCCGUGAUCCCAGGGGACAGUGUGGAGAGCCAGCCCGUUUCACUGAGCCUUCAGUUGCGAUCGCCCUCACCCUUUCGAUGUCAGCAGAGGCACCCCCCACGGGUGCUGGACACAGCAGGCACCAAGCAAGGCGAAGAUCUUCCAAAGUUCAGCAAUCAGGGGCCUACCUCCUUCCAACUCUGCACAGCCACUGGCCCCUCGGUCCACUCCCUCUCGCCCCGUGCUAGCCCUCCACUGGGGCAGGCCGUCUCCCUACCUGCCACCAAGCGAUGCGCGCCUUCCCCACCCCUCCCCAUCUCCAGGCCCCCGUUCCCAAGAGGGAGGGUCAACUCCUUACCUUCGCUCGGUGGGCCUACGGCCUACAACUGUGACAAAGCAGAGCAGGGGCCGUCCUCAGAUUCCGGCCUCGGGGUCUGCUUACUCCUGUCGCUGCCCGUUAAUUCACAGGCACCCCCCACGGUCAGCUUCUGCUCAAAUCGACCCCUGAGGGGGUCGCGGGAGCAAGGCUCGUUCUCCGACGGGUCUAACUCCAGGCCUCAGUCUCCCGUCGAUCGGACCUUUCCGGAGCCAGGCCAGAGGUUACGUUCCCCGUCCCCGCCAUCUGCAUCCCAGAUAGGAUCCUCCUCUCCACAUCAUUCCACGUUCCCGACACAAGCUGACAGAAGGAUCAGGGGCCGGCAUCCCUCGGAAAACACUGAGUUGGCAGCCUCCCCUCAGGCAAGCUCGACGCUUUGCUCAUCUGCCGCCAAUCCAGAACUUUCCGUCAGCCCUCAGCCUCACGUCGCUCCCAGGCGUCAGCCCCCAGCUCGCUGCGAGACCCCCAAAGACCCGGCCUGCUCCAACAGAGCCCACUCCGACGGCCUGCCUCCGAGCGCUGGCCUGUUGCAGGCAUCUCCAGGGGCAACCACCCCCAACUCAGCGCCAAUUUCCCCUCGACGCAGGCACUCCGUCGGCGUCCUCAGCCCUAUGCCCUUCCCCAGCCCCAGGGUCCGCUCCCCGGUGCCUGUCAUGGGGGUCAGCUCCACUUCCCCGGAAAGGCCCACCUCCAGGUGCCCAUCUCCGUCGCCCUCCCAGACCUCCUCACGGUCAGGGUCUCCUAUCCCGCUCUGGGUCGGUCUGCAGGGCCAAUCACCCAUCUUGCCCUCAUCCUCAGGCCCGUUGUGUCAGAGCCCCACGGUAAUGUCUGCCCCUUUCUCCCCUCCCACUCCCUCCAGCCCAGGGAGAUGGGCCCACCGCUCCGUGACUCAGCAAAUGGGCAACAGCUCUUGUCUUGGCAUCAAGGGACAAUGGAGCGGCCCGUUGGGUGAGAGUGUUGGCAAAGGCUGUGCCCGGGAGAGAUUGGACCACGAGGAGCACCCUGGCCGACAGCCUGAGGUUGGAGGUUUCACUGGGGAUCCAUCAUCUGAGGAGCUGGUUAUGGCCAUCGCUGGCCCUCCGUCGGUCACCGCCACAGGAGGUUCUCCGUGUUGCCAGGAGACUGAGCGAGAGGAGGAAGAAGAUGGGGAGACGUUGACGAGAGGGGGGUCGGCUCGCCCUCCGAGCGCCAACCCUGCCAGCGGUCAGGUGGAGUGGUGCAACAUUCCAAGGCCUGGUAGGAGCACGAGUGAAGCGAGUGCGGGCAGAGAGAAAGGGAACAUGAAGACCAGCUAUUCCACCACAGUGAACCUACAGAUCGGAGGCACUGGGAAGAGAGCGACUUUCAGCAGAGCUCAGGUCAGUUUAACCCAGAUGUUCCUUCCAGCAGCUGGGCAAUCGGUCAGGAAGGUCAGCGGCAGCAGCGGAAUGACACAGACAACGUGAUCACAAACAAGGCCAAUGGCAAAACUACAAACUGCCAAAGAACCUCAUUUUUAUCCCCCGACAGUAUGUUGUGAAGAGCAGGCACAGACACUCGCUCACACUCACACACUCACACAGUCACACAGUCACACACACUCACACACACACUCUCACACACUCACACACUCUCACUGACUCACACAC
This is a messenger RNA of Rhincodon typus (whale shark), 5096 nucleotides long. Its product is annotated as nascent polypeptide-associated complex subunit alpha, muscle-specific form-like. The transcript has 6 exons. Bases 57 to 4913 code for a protein of 1618 amino acids. Lineage: Eukaryota; Metazoa; Chordata; Chondrichthyes; Orectolobiformes; Rhincodontidae. The record is from RefSeq and is a predicted model, not a curated record.